Messenger RNA from Cyphellophora europaea CBS 101466, 1734 nucleotides. RefSeq names its product L-ascorbate oxidase. The record is from RefSeq and is a predicted model, not a curated record. Gene Ontology annotation, molecular function: copper ion binding; oxidoreductase activity. NCBI's taxonomy places the organism in Eukaryota, Fungi, Ascomycota, Eurotiomycetes, Chaetothyriales, Cyphellophoraceae. The transcript has 2 exons. Bases 1 to 1734 code for a protein of 577 amino acids.
AUGGCCUGCAGGUCGCGGACCUCUGCAGUCAUUAACGGCACCUCGCCCGGGCCGCCGCUACGCAUCACGCCUGAUCAGACGACAUGGGUGCGAGUAUACAACGACAUGGAGAAUGAGAACUUGACAAUGCAUUGGCAUGGCUUAUCACAAUCCAUCGCCCCUUUCAGCGAUGGCACCCCACUCGUCAGUCAAUGGCCAAUACCGCCGCAACAUUUCUUCGACUACGAAUUACAUCCUAACAAGACCGAAUCGGGAACUUACUUCUACCAUUCCCACGUAGGUUUCCAGACAGUAUCAGCCAUCGGGCCCCUCAUCAUUGAAGACGUCGACGGAUGUCCGUACGAAUACGACGAGGAGCGCAUCAUCCAGAUCACCGAAUACUUCAACAAGUCCGACGACGCAAUCGUAGAGGGACUCCUGGUAUCUCCAUUCGUUUGGUCAGGCGAGGCAAUGGCCAUCUUGGUCAAUGGCAACAGCGCCGAAGCAAAGAGUGAAGCUACCGAGGACGACGCCGGGCUCGAAGGCCAAUGCGGCCCAGAGCUCAUUCGUGUCGAACCAGGAAAGACGUAUCGCUUUCGAAACAUUGCCGCGGCCGCACUCUCGGCCAUGACCUACGGCAUUGAAGACCACGACAACUUGACCAUAAUCGAAGCAGACGGCAGAUACACCAAACCCGCCACCACCGACCACCUCGAACUCGGCUCCGGCAUGCGCUUCGACUAUCUUCUCACCACCAAGACCGAAUCCGAGCUCACAACCCUCAACAAACACAACUUCUGGAUACAAAUCGAGAUCCGUGACCGUCCCGUCAACUACACCUCAUACGCCUGCCUCAGCUACGACGGCCAAGGCUGCGGUGCCGUCCCCUCCCAAAACUCCCCCAUCAUCACCCUCCCCCACGGCACCUCCUGGCUCGAAUACACGCUCGAACCCCUCUCCCCCAACAACUUCCCCACCCUCUCCGACGUAACGCGCCAAGUGACCAUCGUGACCGAACAAGUCAACAUCUCAGGCGCCCUGGUAUGGCACUUCAACGGGCAGCGCCUCGACGUCGACCACCCACGCCCGACCCCCUACCUCGUCGACAUCUACCGCCAAGGCGCCGCGGCCAUCCCCUCCCCCGCCCUCACCGCGACCAACAAUUCCUUCUCCUCCGCCUUCAACGCCUACGCCGCCUCCCUCGGCGACGUCAUCGACAUCGUCUGGCUGCAACGCCCCAACAUCCCUGCGGGCGGCUUCGACUCGCACCCUUUACACGCGCACGGCGGGCAUUUCUACGACUUGGGCUCCGGCCCCGGAUCCUACGACGCCGAGGCCAAUGAGCGGCGUUUUCAGCACUAUACGCCGGUGCUGCGCGACACGACGUUUUUGUACCGAUACACGACGGAUGCGGACACGGCGGAGGGCGUGGAUCAGGGGUGGCGGGCGUGGCGCGUCAGGGUGGAGGAUCCGGGCGUGUGGUUGCUCCAUUGCCACACGCUGCAGCAUAUGAUUAUGGGCAUGCAGACGGUGUGGGUGAUGGGGGACGCGGAGGAGAUCACCAGGGGGGAUGGGCUGGAGUUGCAGGGAUAUUUGGACUAUGGGGGCUCGGCGUAUGGGAGUGACGGAGAUGGUGGUGGGGGUGGUGGCAGUGGAGGGGGCGAGGGAAGCAGUGGAAAGAAGGCGCCCGUGGUCAAGCAUCAUUGGGAUGGGGUGGGGAAGAGCCAGAAUGAGCACGGGAAGGUGAAGUUAUGA